CACCUCUCCGUCCCCUCAGACAACGUGGUCAUCAACAACACCCACAGCUACUCCAGCCGCUAUCAGCGCAUCCACACCUUCCCUGACGACCGCGACCAUGACAGGGAGGGGGAGGGGGAGUACCAGGAGCCCAGCGCUCUGCUGAGGCCACGGGAUCAGAGAGACAACACAGCCUUGCUGUUAAACAACCCAGCCUAUCACCUGCUCCUGUCAGAUCACAGGAAAAGCUCAAGACCCUCAGUGGUCCCCAGCUCCACACAGGCUCCGGAAAAGAGCCUCAAUGUCCCCCAGGUUUGUGGUCUGGACCUGGACAUGGAGAAAGGUUUCCCCCCCGCCCAGGAGGAGCCUCCGCCCUACCCCGGUGCCCCUCCUUACCCCUCCCUCUCUUCCCCCGUGUCUCCCUCACUUCCCCCCAGCGUCCCUCACUACGCCGAAGCAGACAUCGUGAGCCUGCAGGGCGUCAGCGGUAACAACACCUACGCGGUGCCGGCUUUGGCCUCGUCAAGUCCCGGGGCCGACGCCGCCCCGCUGCCCGAACUGCCCCGCCAGUGUCUCAUCUUCAAGGAGAAACUGGGGGAGGGACAGUUUGGGGAGGUGCACCUGUGUGAAAUCGAGAAUCCUCAAGAUCUGCCCAGCCUGGAGUUUCCCUUCAAUGUAAGGAAAGGUCGCCCUCUUCUGGUGGCUGUCAAGAUACUGCGACCAGAUGCUUCUAAAAAUGCGAGGAACGACUUCCUGAAAGAAGUCAAGAUCCUGUCCCGGCUAAAGGACCCCAACAUCAUCCGUCUGCUGGGGGUGUGUGUGAGCAGCGACCCCCUCUGUAUGGUCACUGAGUACAUGGAGUGUGGAGACCUGAACCAGUACCUGUCACACCGGGUCCUUCUGGACAAGACGGGGCCUUCGCACAACUGCCCAACUAUCAGUUACCCCGCCCUCAUCUCCAUGGCCAGUCAGAUCGCCUCGGGGAUGAAGUUCCUGUCGUCUCUCAACUUUGUGCAUCGGGACCUGGCAACACGCAACUGUCUGGUGGGAGGGGAAAAGGGUGAGAGCGGGGAAGACGCGGGCGGCGAACGUCACAUCAAGAUCGCCGACUUCGGCAUGAGCCGGAACCUGUACGCAGGAGACUACUACAGGAUCCAGGGCCGGGCCGUGCUGCCCAUACGCUGGAUGGCCUGGGAGUGUAUACUCAUGGGGAAGUUCACCACGGCCAGUGACGUGUGGGCCUUCGGUGUGACCCUGUGGGAGAUGCUGAGUGUGUGUCAGGAGCAGCCGUACUCCAACCUGACGGACGAGCAAGUCAUCGACAACGCUGGAGAGUUCUUCAGAGACCAGGGCCGACAGGUGUACCUGACCCGGCCGGCCGUGUGUCCUCAGGGUCUGUACGAGCUCAUGUUGAGCUGCUGGAACAGAGACUGCAAGCUCCGCCCAUCCUUCGCCUACAUCCACUCCUUCCUCACGGAGGACGCCAUGAACAUGGUGUAGAGUCAAGAGGAGCUGAGGUCGGAGGUCAGGCUGGAGCCUUGUCACCUCUGUGGUGGAGGUGCAGAGGGGGAGAAAAAGGGGGAGACGGGGUCACAUCCUUACUUUUCUGUGUGGGGGGUCUGGGGCUGAGACGCUGCUGGUUCAGUUUAGUUCCAUCUUCAGACCCUUAAAGCUAAGCUAAGCUCUGAGCUAAGCUAGAGUUUAGUUUAGGGUAGACUUAGCUAACCUAGUAAUUAGCUACUAGCUUCAGUUCAGUGGUCGGUGGUGGGUGCAGCGUCUGCGUAGGAUCUUUCUCUCCUCUGAAAUACUUUAGGUACGUUGGGUUUUUAUAUGUGACUAGAGUUGAAGAUACAGGAGCUGAACACACGAGUCAGUGACAUCACUUUGCUGCAGAGUCACAGAUCAGGGUCACACUGGAGGUCAAGUGUGUACACACACACACACACACACACACACACAGAUGUCUUAGUUUUCAGUGAAUACAGUCAGAUUAAAAAUCCUUGUUUAUAAAAGUCAGUCACGUGAAGAAAAAUCAUCAGAUUUGAACACACGCCGUGCUGCUGCACCUGGAACACGUUCUUCAUCACAUUGGUUUGGAUGAGACACCUGGAGCCCCGCCCACUUUGUCUGCCCUGUCAUCCAAUCAGUUUGUUCUCAGACACUGAUGUCACAGCACAUCCUUCAAAGAGAGAGAGAAAAAACUGAGGACAGGUUCUGCUGCUGUGACCCCCCCCAGCCCCCAGCCCAACCCCCCAAGAACAGAGAGAGCCCACUGCCAGCCUGAGUGGAGGACGGGACAGACUGUUGUUGUUUUGGUGUUUUCUUUUUCUGGCUCAGAGUCAGAGAGAAAAAGAAAGUUGUAAGAGAAAAAGAAAAAAUUCCAGAGUCAGCUGCACUUUAAAGCCCCACAUUUAUGCCUUUCCCUCCCCAGCCGUGAUAACACCCCCGUCUGCAUAAAAUGAUUUCUGUCCACACGGAUUCUGAUGCAGUUCACCUGCAGUGACGUGAGGGGGCAGUAGAGAUGCAGCACAAAAGUGCUCAAUACGGACAUGAGUUCUUCGGUUUUUCAAGCCCGGCUUGAGUGAAUCAGUGCCGAACUACGGAGCCCCUGAAAGGACAAGGAAGAAAGUGUCUGGCGAACACCUGAAACUUACGGGUGAGCAACAGAAAUGUUUUUAUUUGGGUUUUUAUUUUCCCGCAUUUUUCUUUAGGGGUUAUCAAAUGAUUAUAAAAAAAAAACAUGGACGACACAAUCCCGCCAUCUCAUCACGACAGUUUAGUUCUGGGGGAGUCGUGUGAACUCGUCAACUUAUCUGUCUGCACUAAUGGACCCCAGGUGUUUUCCCGGGACUGUGAGGCCCAGAGAGGGACUGGACCGUCAACUAAUGUCCGGUUCGUGAAGCUAACUGUGGUAGAACCUUCGGAACUCCUGUCGUUCUUCACACACUGUGGUAUAACUGGAACCAUUCGAUCAUUUUUAUAGUUUCUGUUUGUUUGUACUCCCGACUGUUCGACGUCAUUGGUCCUUCUGUUUCUUGAAGCUGAAUUUUAUGGUUUGUAAAUAUUGAGGUCAAAUCGUUAAUUCCCUUUACUAAUAUAUGGAACGAUCUUUGUUACGUUCGGGGUCUUCUGUAUUUCUGUAGAACGCUUGCUACCUUGAAUCAACUGUAAUUCACGGUGUUGUCUAUUUUUGUAGAUGUUUUAAUAAAGUUAACCUUUUCAAAUAAAA
Cynoglossus semilaevis (tongue sole) is the source of this 3208-nucleotide messenger RNA. RefSeq names its product epithelial discoidin domain-containing receptor 1-like. Gene Ontology annotation, molecular function: ATP binding; protein tyrosine kinase collagen receptor activity; collagen binding. The coding region runs from base 313 to 1479 and encodes 388 amino acids. Lineage: Eukaryota; Metazoa; Chordata; Actinopteri; Pleuronectiformes; Cynoglossidae. The record is from RefSeq and is a predicted model, not a curated record. Gene Ontology annotation, biological process: positive regulation of phosphatidylinositol 3-kinase/protein kinase B signal transduction; protein phosphorylation; multicellular organism development. The transcript has 8 exons. Gene Ontology annotation, cellular component: signaling receptor complex; plasma membrane.